AUGUCGACCGAAUCGGACGCUGAGAAGCAACAGCCAGACAUCCCAACCCCUUGGGAACGAGAUCAUGAGAAUCCUCAGAAUUGGAACACAUGGAGGAAAGCACUAAACUUGGGGAUCGUGUCUAUCCUGGGUUCUAUCACUCCCUUGGAAUCGUCCGUCAUCGUCCCAGGCGUUCCUCUUCUGAAAAAAGACUUCCACGAAACUCGACCACCUGUGACAUCUCUCGUCGUUUCAAUCUUUGUUCUUGGUUUUGCUUUCGGCCCUGUGCUUCUGUCACCGCUGUCAGAGAUUUAUGGUCGUCGCCUACUGCUCAAUAUAUGUAAUGUUGUCACGCUUGGCUUUUCGAUUGGUAGUGCUCUUGCACCAAAUAUCGCCACGUUUAUUGUCUUUCGGUUCAUUUCUGGGAGUUUUGGUGCUGGGCCGAUGAAUAUUGGUGGUGGCAGUAUUGCAGAUCAGGUCGAGCUUCCGAAAAGAGGUUUUGUGAUGUCGAUAUUCUUCACUGGUUACUUCUUGGGCCCUGUGAUUGGACCUGUAAUAGGUGGCUUCGUUGCGAAGGACCUUGGAUGGAGAUGGGUGUUCUGGAUCAUGGCCAUCUUUAAAGGAGUCCUCACGAUCGUGACCUUCUUCUUCCUCACCGAAUCCCACCACCCUAAGAUCCAGCGAAAACGAUCCAAGGACACAGACAUGAUCCUCAAUAAAGAAGCACCGAAAGUCAGCCAAGUACUAUUCCGAGCUCUUAUGAGACCGAUGCGAAUGUUGAUCCGCAGCCCUAUCGUCACUGGCCUCUCCCUAUAUCUCGCAUUGAUAUAUGGCUACCUAUAUCUUUUCUUUACCACUUUUUCCACCGUGUUCACAGACCAGUACGGGUUUGACAUUGAUAUACUUGGACUCGCUUUCCUUGGGGUAGGAAUCGGCUGUAUUGUUGCAUUGGUGGUUCUCUCCUGGCUGAGUGACUGGCUUCAAGACCGCCUUACCAAGAAAUACGGAGAGUCUAAGCCUGAAUAUCGAUUACUUCCAAUUAUCCUUGGAAUACCACUUCUUCCCAUCGGGCUUUUCGUAUACGGCUGGACGGCAGAGUAUGAGGUUCACUGGAUAGUUCCAAUCAUCUUCACGGGAUUCUCAGGGGCCGGACCGAUAUUCUCAUUUCUCCCCACUCAGAUUUACAUGAUCGAUGCUUUCACAACCUAUGCGGCAAGCGCUCUGGCUGCUACAAGUGUCAUACGUAGUAUGGUAGGUGGGUGUCUUCCAAUCGCUGGACUACCGCUGUACUCUGCUCUUGGUUAUGGAUGGGGGAACUCACUUCUUGGAUUCAUUGCCAUUAUAGUGUCUAUCGCACCUCUUCUGUUCUGGCGCUACGGCGAGACUCUGCGCAAGAAGUACGAUAUGCGAUUUGACUAG
Messenger RNA from Fusarium tjaetaba, 1398 nucleotides. Its product is annotated as multidrug resistant protein. NCBI's taxonomy places the organism in Eukaryota, Fungi, Ascomycota, Sordariomycetes, Hypocreales, Nectriaceae. Bases 1 to 1398 code for a protein of 465 amino acids. Gene Ontology annotation, biological process: transmembrane transport. The transcript has 7 exons. The record is from RefSeq and is a predicted model, not a curated record. Gene Ontology annotation, molecular function: transmembrane transporter activity.